This is a messenger RNA of Corticium candelabrum, 900 nucleotides long. RefSeq names its product protein unc-13 homolog A-like. The record is from RefSeq and is a predicted model, not a curated record. The transcript has 5 exons. Lineage: Eukaryota; Metazoa; Porifera; Homoscleromorpha; Homosclerophorida; Plakinidae. The coding region runs from base 7 to 870 and encodes 287 amino acids.
UUACACAUGCAGGAGGGCUAUCCAGUCAGCAGUCCGUCUCCACUAGACUCCACGACAUCCGCCUGUUUAUCAUGCAGUGGUAGUGAUCACAGCGGAGGUUCAAAUGCUUCUCGUUUUUCUCUUACACCAGGACUCUUCGCUUUUCAUAAGAAGGGAAACAUGGACUCACAGCUAGGAUAUGCGACUAUCAGCAUUAGAGUGUCUCGUGGAGUUGAUUUACCACCUUCUGAUGUCAAUGGUCUUGCUGACCCUUACUGUACUAUAUCUAUUGGUUCGGACACUAGAAAGACAUCAACAAUUUUGAAAAGUCUUAAUCCUUCUUGGAGUGAUCCAGCAUUUGCAUUUCGUGUUGCUUUACCUUCUCUUGCUUCACGUGGAGGUCUGGGUGUGUCCGACUUACUCUACUAUGUCUUGAUUGAUGUAUGGGACUAUGAUCGCUUAAACCAAGACGAUCUGUUGGGGCGUGUCAUGAUUCCAAUUGCUUCACUAAGAGAUGGCAAACAUGAGGCAUGGCACGAACUUAAGACUACUAGUUUUGCGAAGACCGUAAGCGGCAAAAUUUUGGUGACUAUGAUAGUGAAAUCACAAGAACCUGUUGGAAGAUGGGCUGCAGAUGCAGAAUUAUAUUCAUUUUGUAGUCAGAAACUUUUUCACUUGCCUGUGUUGUUCAAAGAUGGAGUCCAUGAACUGCCUGGAGCAUCUGAGAAUGUGGAAAUGCUUCUGUUUCCUGUUCUAGUUGAAGUUAGUGGAAGACGAGCUUUUGCUAAGGUUUAUCUAACUGAUUACAGGGAUACUGAUGACAUAAAACAGAUCACUUGUGGGACUUUCGUCCAUCAUAUGCGGCUUGUAGAGGACUUGUGUUCACCAUAGAAAGGGACUGUUCGAACGUAAAAACAGAUG